UAAUAUAAGAAUUACUAGUAAUUUUAAAAAAACAUUAAAUACUCAAUUCUAUAAACAAUCUCUCUAGUUAUAAUUAAAUAAUCUUUCUAAAUUUUAACUGCUUCUUAUUAUUGCUCAUUAUUUGUUACAUUCAUUUCUUAUAAAAGAAAAUGAGUUUUAAAUUAUUUCCACUUUACAUUAAGAUAUUAUCUAUCAAAAACUUAGUCAUCAUCUAUUCAAUCUCUUUAUUAAUUUAAAAUCAUAGCUAAUAGAAAUUUUGAUAAAAAUACAUCUUUUUUUAUACUGA
Paramecium sonneborni is the source of this 286-nucleotide messenger RNA. The record is from the annotation of a GenBank genome assembly. NCBI's taxonomy places the organism in Eukaryota, Ciliophora, Oligohymenophorea, Peniculida, Parameciidae.